AAGAAAAUCUGCCUGCUUGCGACCUUCUGCAUACGGCGCAUCGUGAACUGUACCACCAAGCGCAUUUGCCUAGACAUCUGGCCCUGCCUUAUGCCAGAGUCCCAGCCGCUGAAUACUAGGCUUUCAACAGAGCAAAGAACUGCCACUUCCGUUGGCCAACCCGGCCCCCAACCGGAUUUACUGACCCUGGUACUGAAGCAACGUGAUCCGCGAAUGAGACAACUCUGUUUGCUACGGGCUGUCAACGCUCUGGUCGCCGUGACACCCUACCAGCGCCUGCGUCCCGGCUUGCUCUCCGACCUCUUACCGGCACUCAAUAAGUUUCUCUUCAUAUCGUCCUCCUUCGCUCCCGUCACGGCCUCUACACAGGAACCAACAAGACGAACACAUUUCCAGUCCGCUGUCCUGACUGUCUGGGGCACAGUCCUAGGCAAAUCAACCGCCCCCAUUCUUGAGUACUGUCUGCGCCUCAUUCACCCCAGCGUCGCAGACUUGGCCUGGGACGCAAAACCCGCCGCUCAGGAGGUCAAGGCGAAUUCGGAGGUCCCCUCCGGUGCCAGUCUAGUACAAGCCAAUCAACUGCGUUUACAGGCCUUUGCCACGCUGAUCCACUUCAUGCCUCAUUACUACGAGUGCCUGCGGCCGAGCAUGCCCCUCAUUCUCAAGACUAUUCGUCUGUGCCUAAAGCCGGACCUCAAGGAGAACAAAGCGUUACAGUACAAUCUGCUGCGUCUUUGUGACNNCCUUCUUUCGCGCCUCAAGUGUCAGGCGACUGGGGCGCCCUGCCCUGCCGAGCAGGACCCCGGUGCUGCUGGGGAAGCCGCCAAAGUCGCAGACCGCAAUGCCUCAGACACAAACACUCGCCAACUCCUCGUCUGUUGGGAUAACAUCGACACCACUGCCCGCCUCCUCCGUCUCCUAUACCCAUCGUGUUCCACUGCAAAGGAUGCAUCAGGCAAACCGGCGAUUGGGCAGGUGGUGGUGAUGGUCAGUCCGGCAAAAGUCGCCGCCCAUGCCCGUCAGGACAUAGUCUCACUCACAUAG
Molecule: messenger RNA, 1044 nt
Organism: Dibothriocephalus latus
Lineage: Eukaryota; Metazoa; Platyhelminthes; Cestoda; Diphyllobothriidea; Diphyllobothriidae
Source: the annotation of a GenBank genome assembly